Acipenser ruthenus (sterlet) is the source of this 2594-nucleotide messenger RNA. RefSeq names its product fatty acid desaturase 6-like. The record is from RefSeq and is a predicted model, not a curated record. Gene Ontology annotation, molecular function: oxidoreductase activity, acting on paired donors, with oxidation of a pair of donors resulting in the reduction of molecular oxygen to two molecules of water. Gene Ontology annotation, biological process: lipid metabolic process. Bases 268 to 1527 code for a protein of 419 amino acids. Lineage: Eukaryota; Metazoa; Chordata; Actinopteri; Acipenseriformes; Acipenseridae. The transcript is spliced from 7 exons. Gene Ontology annotation, cellular component: membrane.
UGGAGAAUUGAUUAGCUAGCAGUCUGCAGCACAGAACAAGGGCAUUAGGCUUUCUCCAGGAGGAGCUGCAAAUAGAUUUUGAAGGCAGGACAUGCACUACUGCUGUCCGCCUCCCUGUCUACGAAUCAUCCAAUCUGGAGGACUGCUGUGUUCAUCAAUUCAAUAUCUGGGAGGGUUCUGAAAUAGAGAGGGUACAAUGAUAGGGAGGAAAGAGGAGGGCUGAAGGAGGAGCUGACACAGCCAUCAUUUAUUAUUAUAUGUGUAUGAAUGGAGACUCUAUCGGACGCUGUACUGCAGAAUGAAGAAGCAGGGGCACAGAGGGGGAUCGGGGAUGCAGGGGAAAGGAGCUGGAAGAAUUUGGAAGGGGAAUCCUUAUUCCAAGAGAGUGCUGGACAGGAGAUCCCAGGAAAUGAUAGGCAGUUUCAAGACCUGUCCCUUCUGAAUGGAGCUGGAGAGAGCAAGAAAGGGAAUGCUGAAGAAGAGAUGGUACCUGCGCUAGUGCAGAGGAGUGGGAAGUACAAGGGAGAGGAGAUGCAGAAGGAGACUGUGAUGAUGGAGCUAACAGGACUGGUCCAGAAAGCUGUUAAUGAGAGCAGCUGGUGGGAGAGACGGGGUAUCGACUGUGCAAUACUCACCGCAGCUUUCCUCUCCUUACCUGCAGGUUUCCUGUUGCUGGGUUGUUCUCACACCCUACUCUUCUCAUUGGGAAUCCUGGUCAUGGGGACGGCACACGCGGUUAUUACCGUAAAGGGGACUCACCUAGCCAGCCAUGGGUCGCUAAGCGAGUCCCAGGCUUGGGGCCGAUUCUGGGCCGUUUUCUUUAUUGAGCUGUGUGGUUCGUUCACUGCGAGGGCGGGGGUGCAGGCUCACAUCAAGAUGCACCACGCCCACACCAACAUCAUCGGCCUUGGAGACUCCAGCACCUGGAAGCUUCCCUUCCUCCCGCGAUACGUCUACAUGUUCGUGGCACCGCUGGCUGUGCCCAUUAUCACCCCAGUGGUGGCGCUUGGACUCCUGAAGGACCUCUCCAUGGGUAUUGCAUUGCGGGCGCUGUGCAUGAUCACACUGGGUCUCUACUCCCAGUACUGGCUCCUCCUCCACCUGUCCGGAUUCCAGUCCCCAGUCUCUGCCCUGCUCUGCAUGCUGCUGUGUAGAGCCGCCUUCUCCCUCCCCUACAUUCAUGUCAACAUCUUCCAGCACAUCGGACUUCCCAUGUUCUCUCCCAGCCGGAGGCCCAGCAGGAUACAUCAGAUGACGCACGGUGUGUUGAAUUUACCCAGAAACCCUCUGCUCGACUGGACGUUCGGACACUCCCUCAUCAGCUGCCACGUGGAACACCAUCUCUUCCCGUUCCUGUCUGAUCACAUGUGCCUGAAGGUGAAACCCAUCGUCUCAUGCUACCUCCGAGAGAAGCGGCUGCCCUAUCAGGAGGACAGCUACCUCUCCCGCCUGCGGCUGUUCCUCAGGGAGUAUGAGGAGCUCAUGGUGUUUGCUCCGCCCAUCACAGAGCUGGUGGGCAUCCAGUGAAAAGGGGAGGGGCCAGGAGUUCAGUCAGCCCCUUCCAACGUCUAACACUGUGGACUGGGAGUCCAUAGUUUUGAGUAACACUAAAUCAAGACUAAAAAUGUGAGACUAAAUAUCAAUCGUUGCUGAAUAAUGCACAGGCAAUACUUUCAAACUCUAUUUGUUAUUAAUCUAUUGUUAUAACAUAUGGUAGGCAUUAAUAAUAGACUAUUAAACACCAUUUACAAUUCUAAUAUGAGUAAGAAACAGACUACUCACAAGCUCCUAAAUUAAAUGUCUUAUUACUGGUAUCUUUAUCUGGGAUGUUUUUACUAGCAGAAAAAAAAAACGUGCUCAUGUUGUAGUCUUACCACAUGUUAAUUACAAGGUAAUAACACAAGCAAUAAUCUAGCAACAUGAAUGUUUAAUGGCAAUGCACAGUAAAGUACACACUGGUCUGAUGCACAACAGUAUGCCUUUAAUGAUAAGCUUUAAAGACAGCAUUCACAUGCACAGUAAUCACUGCAGAUGGUGUUCAUACUGCAAGGGCAUUUUUUCCUCUCUGGUAUUUCCUUGUGGAAUCAAGUUACAUGCAAUAAGUUGCACAGUAGGUUGAUCACAAGUGUUACAUUAUCCUGUGUCUUUAAUGCAUGCUGGUCCACGCUAUUGGAGAGUGGGCAAGUGGAAAUGUCCUAUAGGGAGAAGUGGAGCCCACACACCUGCUGCACCUCUGAUGAUGUUAGUCAAUGUCUGCAUCCAAUGUAAAACAUUCUCAUUUGAAUUGGAUCUUAAUUGAAUUGUAUCCUGUGUUAUGUACAUUUUGAAUGUUGUCUGAUUCUACACUCCGUCUAAAGCACAUGUACCUUGUGUUUAUAAUUUAGAAACAUGUAUUUCCUGGUUCUAUUAUAUCAAAUUAAACUGGAAUAACGGAACACAAUGUAAUAGAAAAUAAAAUUGGGCUAACAAUGUGUUACUAUAUGCUAAUAUUGUAUGUAUGUAUGUAUGUAUGUAUGUAUGUAUGCAUGCAUGUAUGUUUGUAUGUAUGUAUGCAUGGUGGCUUAUUUACAAUAGUCAAAUGAAUACUACUUAUA